Styela clava is the source of this 1980-nucleotide messenger RNA. RefSeq names its product solute carrier family 35 member F3-like. NCBI's taxonomy places the organism in Eukaryota, Metazoa, Chordata, Ascidiacea, Stolidobranchia, Styelidae. The record is from RefSeq and is a predicted model, not a curated record.
UUUCCCGAAUAAAAAUGCGUGAAUGUCGGCGCUUCAUUACUAAAUAUUGAGUUAUUAUAAAUUUUAAUCUGAUGCGAAAGAGACAUUGGUUUUGCGUAGUUCGAAAGUAAACAUUACGACAAGCAGUACAUUACUAACAAUCAGUGUAAAUAAACCGACAGUUUACAGCGAUAAUUUGUCAGCUAAUUUAAUCAUGCGGACGAGUUUUAUUAUACGUACUCGAAUUUUGUGACAAUCACAAUGGAACAUUCGCCACCAUCCAGUCUGCGACGAAUUGAUAAUAAAGAUGAAGACGCAGACGAGUUUUAUUCAGACGAAAAAAGAUCUUCGAUUGCAUCGCAAUCGUCGUCCAUUAUAAAAGAUGCUGAAAUUUCUGCCGCAAAAGAAAAAUUCUGGGACGAAAAGAAGCAAAAAAUCACAAUUGGAUGCGUCAUUGUUAUAUUUCUUGCGGUUUCAUGGGUUGGGACGCAACAAUUUGCACAAAAUGCCGUGCAGCUUGCCAGCUUCAAUGCUCCUUACUUCACCACUUGGAUGGGAACAUGUUGGAUGACUUUGUGCUUUCCAGCUUACACUAUUUUUAUAGGAUUGAAAUUCAGGAACCGUGCGGAAAUAUCAAUGUCUUUCAGAGAUGCAGCGCGAAUGUUUAAAACUCCUGAAAUAUCGAAAACACAGUUCUUCUUAAAGAUUGUUCCUUUAAAUAUGUUGUGGCUGGCCACAAAUUACCUGUAUAUUUCCAGCCUGAAGUAUAUUGCUGCAACCGAUGCUUCUGCCAUAUUUGCUUCAAAUGUUGCUUUUGUCUACAUGCUGGCGUUAUGCAUUCUUCAUGAAAGACUUUACGCUAUAAGGAUUUUUGCCUGCGUUUUUUGCAUAGCUGGGGUUGCAUUAUUUGCCUAUGCCGAUGGUUUCGUGGGCGGAUCCGGAAUUUUGGGAGGUACCAUGAUGACAGUUAUAUCUGCUUUUGGAGCAGCGCUUUACAAGGUUAUUUUCAAGUCGUGGUUGGGAACUGCAAAUUUGGGGCAAGUUUCUCUCUUCCUGUCUUUGCUCGGAGUCAGCAACGCAGUUUUUAUGUGGAUCGUGUUUUUGAUUCUUUAUUUUACUGGAGUGGAAUACUUUGAAGCGGAUGAUAUACCAUGGUCAGACCUGACCACGUCGAACUUUCUUUCUUUGGUGUUCAACUUUGCUGUUAAUUUCGGCGUGGCUUAUACGUAUCCUUUAUUUAUAUCGAUUGCAAUGAUGCUGGGAAUCCCGCUCAACGCAGUCGUUGACAUUUUUGUGAAAGGUGUUACAUUCAGUCCUACAAGGCUCGCUGCAGCUUUUCUUGUAAUACUUGGUUUCUGUGUUAUGCUUUUUCCGGAUCACUGGAACUAUCCAAUCCAUGACGCUUUUCUCUGUAAGUGUCAAAAUUGCAAGACUUCCAUCGAAAAAGAACAUGCAGAAACGAACAACGGAAGAGGUUAUACGAACCACAAGAUUACAGAAGAAAAAGUGUGAAACCAAAAAUCCACAAAUUGCAUGCACUAUUGCUUAUAUCUGCAAUGUGUUUUUAUAUAAGAAUAACUGCUUAAACAAUUAAGCUUCAUUGUUUUGUAUCAUGCAUAAAGUUAACUUCUAUUUCAUCACACCGUAUCAUUGCGAGAUGAAUAUUGUUUUCGCGAUAAAUUUUUCAUAUUGAAUUUGAAACAAAAUCAAUUUUUGAGAAGUUUUCUCAUGGAAAAUUCCGUGACAAAAGAUUUAAGGCUACUGUAAAAUUAUGUUCCAUAGCAGAAAAACUAACAAGAGAAAUUUCAAAUGAAGUGGAUUGUCUGGUGGGUAUAACAAAACAGUUCUUUCAACGAAGAACGAUUCAAAUUAAAAAAAUUUGAUUGAUCAUUUUGUACAAUUCUAUUUUUGAUAGUUGUUUAUUCGUUGAUAUGUAAGUAUGAAUUGAACGUUAUCUCGAAAAUACGGAUUUUGAAGGUAAAUAAACUGUACCGAGUUCAA